Messenger RNA from Rubroshorea leprosula, 2557 nucleotides. NCBI's taxonomy places the organism in Eukaryota, Viridiplantae, Streptophyta, Magnoliopsida, Malvales, Dipterocarpaceae. The record is from the annotation of a GenBank genome assembly.
CAGCAGUAUGUAUUUAUCUUCAACAGAAUUUUUCUGGCCAUGCCUAUCACAAGGGCAACCUCAUCUCACAUUGCUUAUGGGAAUCAAGAGCAUGGCCAGGAUGAUGGACAAGAAGUUCAGCAGCCACGUCCAUCAAUAGAUGUUUUUAAUGACCUUUUGCAAGGAAUCACUGAUCCCAGCCUUGCAUACCUAGUUCAAGAUUCAUCACAACCCAUCAAUACGACUGGAACUUCCCAGCCACAUGAAGUCCAUAUUGGGGCUACCGAUGGUAAUGGAGGUUCUGCUGCGCGACCAAACAAUUCGGCACCGCCAGUAGUUGCAGCUACCAGUAUCGAUGGGGCUCUACCCAAUGCAACUGAUUCUACCCAAGGUUAUGUCACCAUGGAGGACCUUACCACUUUCUUGGACAAGGAGCGUUCCAAACAUGGAACAAUCCCUUUUUACUUUCACGAUGAAAGGAAAGGCAGUUUUGUGAAGCAUGUCGACAAGUUCCUUGAGGCCAUGGGGGCUCACGUCGAUGACAAAGAUUUGUGUCUAUGUGAGUUCUCGAAGUCUCUCUCUGAUAGAGCUUAUGCAUGGUACACUACUUUGCCUCUCAGCUCUAUCUGUUCUUGGGAUGAGAUGGUGGAACAAUUUUGUCAAAAAUAUUUUCAAAGUAAAGAACACAUCACCAUCCUUGAUCUCCACAACACUCGCCAAUGCACUGGUGAAGAUUUAAUGGUCUAUGUGAAAAGAUUCAGGGAUUUGGCACUUGACUGCUAUGGUGGUGAUACUGAGUCAUUCUUAAUGGAAAUUUGCAUCAACAACAUGUUUUUGAAAUAUCACGCUAUCCUUGAAAACAUUGGGAUCAAUCAGUUUGCAAGGCUACUCGAUGCCGCCAGGAGAACAACUAUUUCUGUCAAAGCCAUCUCUAUUGGGAAAUUUGUAGUGAAAGCCACAGAGGCCAUACUCUCCAUCGCCAAUGAGGUUGGAGGAGAAUCCCUCAACGUCGAAGUGCAUGUUAGCCGUGCUUAUCUUGAAUCUUUUAAUGCUGUCACAUUCACUGACGAAGAUAUGGAGAGGAAGGUACUUCGAUUGGUGAAUGAGGCCUCUCCAACAAAGCAUAAUGCGGCUGGAAAUGAGAUACUUGCUAAGCAUCUAGAUUUUUUUGGCGAAGCUAAUCAUCUAGUACCACUAGACAAGCUGCCAACCCUUCUUGAAGCUCAAUCGACACUCACUUUUCUAAAGUCCCUCAAAGCUAUUGAUCUUGGAAAUGAUCCAACAAGCCCUAGGCAUGUACAUAUUAGCACCACUCUUUCUAUGGAUGAAAGAGCCAAAAUGGUUAAUUUGCUCCGAGAAUAUAAGGAUGUUUUCACUUGGAACUAUGAUGAAAUGCCAAGGCUUGAUCCAACCUUGGUGGCACGUUCUUUGAAUGUUGAUCCUAGUAUGAAGCCAAUUGUGCAGCCAAAUCAUGCCUUCCAUCCAGAGGUUACUUUGAAAAUUAAAAAAGAAGUUGAGAAGCUCUUGGCUGUAGGAUUCAUCAAACCAACAAAGAAGCCGACUUGGUUGGCCAAUAUUAUACCAGUUCGAAAGAAGAAUGGGCAGAUUAGACUUGUCCUCUUCAAUGUGUUGAAGAAAGUCUUCAACAGAUGUCGUCUAUACAAGCUGAAAAUGAAUCUAGCGAAGUGUGCAUUUGGUGUUUCUGCUGGGAAAUUCCUGGGCUUCCUUGUGAGUAAACACGGUAUCAGUGUGGAUCCAGCUAAGUUUGAAGCUAUCCGAACCAUGCAACCCCCUAAGAAUCUCAAACAACUACAAAGCUUCAUCGGCAGGGUCUCAUAUAUUUGCAAAGUCAUCCCUUCAUUGGUAGAAAUACUAUUCACAUUUAGCCCUUUGCUGAAGAAAGGAGCCGCUUUCAUGUGGAUGGUAGAGCAACCACUUAAAGUCUAUUUGUUUACUUCUGACAAAGCUAUGCGUGCACUGGUUACCCAAGACGACCAAGAAGGCAAGGAACAACAAGUUUAUUAUCGCCUUCGACAUUAUUUCUUGGCUCAUAAGAUACAACUCAUCACCAAGUCUCAGCCCAUUUGGUACCUUCUAACACGGCCCAUGCUCACUGGCCAUCUUGCUAAUUGGCUCCUUCAAUUGUCUCAAUAUGAUAUUAUAUGCGUUAAUCCCACCACCAUAAAAGGGCAAGCUGUUGCAGACUUGUUGUGUGAGUUUUCUAAUGAAGUCCAGUAUCUUACUUCUAGCGAAGUCCCAGGUGGUGAGGUUGCUACUGCACAGUCAAUUGAGGAAGAAUGGACAUUAUAUUUUGAUAGUUCUUUCGCGGCUGAAGGGGCUGGGGUUGGCAUUGUUCUCAAAAUGACAAAGGCCAUGAUACAGUAUUUUCAUUCAAGCUUGAUUUUCAAUGCAUGAAUGACACUGCAGAGUAUGAAGCUCAUCGUAUUGGGCUCGCUAUGGCUAAAGAGGCUGGUGUGUAGCGCUUGAAAAUCAUUGGUGAUUCAGAUCUGAUCCUUGGCCAAGUUCAAGGUACCUUUGCUAUCCAAGAAGAACAUUUCACGGCAUAUCGUUCUGUUAG